Messenger RNA from Acytostelium subglobosum LB1, 879 nucleotides. RefSeq lists its product as hypothetical. Bases 1 to 879 code for a protein of 292 amino acids. Lineage: Eukaryota; Evosea; Eumycetozoa; Acytosteliales; Acytosteliaceae. The record is from RefSeq and is a predicted model, not a curated record. The transcript is spliced from 2 exons.
AUGCUUCAAAGCGCAGCCAAGUACCUGUAUUUCGCCAACAAGCCAGAUGAAGCAACCAAGAUGAACAAUUGCUACAGAACAAUCCAGGCUGAGAUAAAGAGAGACAAAGAAGUCAACGAAGCUGUCAUCUUCAAUCUUCCUCAACUCUUUGGAAUCAAUUCAAUCAAUGAUAUCCCGCAGCCCGCAGCCUCAAGUCAACGCCAUUACCUCAAUGCUGAGGUGACAGCUCUAUACAUUGGUAAUGAGAAUGAUCCAGACAAUGGAUCAUGGUGGGAUGCAAUGGUUGUCGGAUACAACCACACUACAAUGACCUACAGUAUCAAAUACAAUGUAAAGUCCGACUCUGACAUCAGCAGCUCUUCCACCAACUCCACCAGCUCAUCAUCCAGUUCUUCCACCAGCUCCUCAUCUAGUUCUUCCACCAGCUCCUCAUCCAGUCCAUCCACCAGCUCAACGUCCAACUCUUCCACCAGCUCAACAUCCAACUCUUCCACCAGCUCAUCAUCCAACUCUUCCACCAGUUCAUCCAACUCUACUUCAAAGUCAUCCAAGACAAGAUCAACAAAGUCCAAACCCUCUAGCAACAACAAUAAUAACAACAGCAACAACAAUAAUAAUAACAACAACAACAGCAAUAACAACAACAACAACAACAAUGGAAAGCAGAGGAAGGAUCCCAACAAACAUGUUUUCCAUAAUAUACCAGAGAACUAUUUGACAAUUCAAUUGAAUUGCACCUGUUGUAUUGAUGCACUCAUUAGGAUGUUUAUCUUUAUAUUACCUAAGAUCAACCUUAGGUGCGAUCUAUCGGAGCAUUGGGUGUCCAUAACAUAUGAAAUAUACUGUAAGUUCAUUCACUAUGGCACUCGAGGGCAAUGA